Neltuma alba is the source of this 1312-nucleotide messenger RNA. Its product is annotated as epoxide hydrolase A. The record is from RefSeq and is a predicted model, not a curated record. Gene Ontology annotation, molecular function: catalytic activity. The transcript is spliced from 4 exons. NCBI's taxonomy places the organism in Eukaryota, Viridiplantae, Streptophyta, Magnoliopsida, Fabales, Fabaceae. Bases 218 to 1180 code for a protein of 320 amino acids.
GCUUUGAUUGCUUUAGAAUUCAACUUUCCUGCGUCAUCUCAUUGGAUAUUUUAAGGGGUAGCUAGUCAAAGGUGUGCUCUGACUUGUCCCAUCAAAAUCAUCAUCCCCUCCUACCUGCCAUUUUACUCUGGAUCAUCUCCUCUCUUCUUGGUCCAAAAACCCUUCUUCUCCUCUUCCCUUUUGGAUAACAGAAAGAAGCAAGGUAGCUAGAGGCAGCAUGAGUGAAGUGAAUCACCAAAGAAUCAAAACCAACGGGAUAUGGAUGCACAUAGCGGAACAAGGGACGGGACCGCUUGUUCUCCUGCUUCAUGGCUUCCCAGAGUUAUGGUAUUCAUGGCGCCACCAGCUCAAUUACUUGGCACAACAAGGCUACCAUGCAGUUGCUCCUGACCUAAGAGGCUACGGCGAUUCUGACUCUCCCCUCAACCCCGAGUCCUACACCGCGUUUCACCUCGUCGGCGACCUUAUUGGGCUCCUUGACCAUUUCGUUGAACCCCAGGCAUUUGUAGUUGGACAUGAUUGGGGAGCAGUGGCUGGGUGGCAUCUGAGUCUGUUUAGGCCUGACAGAGUCAAGGGGUUCGUUGCCCUAUCGGUUCCAUACUUUCCAAGAUCUCCAACCAUCAAAACAGUGGAAGGUAUCGUUCAGAAAUUUGGGGAUCAGGUUCAUGUCUCCCAGUUUCAGAAACCUGGACGAGCAGAGAGAGCUUUUGCCAGAUACGAUUGUCUGACAGUGAUGAAGAAGAUAUUGCUCACUACGGCAGAGCAUCUAACACCUCCUGAAGGCAUGGAGCUUGUUGAUUUCUUGCCAACGCCAUCAGUUUUGCCUUCAUGGAUGAGUGAAGAGGAUCUAGAGGUUUUCGCUGACAAGUUUCUGGAAUCUGGUUUCACUGGCCCUCUCAAUUACUACCGGGCAAUGGACCUGACUUGGGAGCUUCUCGCACCAUGGCAAGACGCAAAGGUCACAGUUCCUACCAAGUUUAUAGUUGGAGACAAAGAUAUUGGUUUUGCUAGUGGCGGAACAAGAGAGUAUGUGCAAGGGGAAAUGUUCAGAAGCCUCGUCCCUGACCUUGAAGUGGUUAUCAUAGACGGCCACCAUUACAUCAAUCAAGAGAAAGCUCAACAAAUCUCCGAUGAAAUCCUUUCUUUCAUUCGUAAACAAUCUUUGCAGAGCAAUAUGUAGACUUCCCUGGAUUUGGGCUAAACGUGGCGGACAGAAUUCAUCAGUAUGUCUUAUCAUGUACAAUAAUUUAGUUUUGAUGGGUCUAGGUACAUUACAUAAUGUCAGUGGAAAGGUUCAUUAAGCUUGAAUUAA